Molecule: messenger RNA, 4738 nt
Organism: Siniperca chuatsi (mandarin fish)
Lineage: Eukaryota; Metazoa; Chordata; Actinopteri; Centrarchiformes; Sinipercidae
Product: USP6 N-terminal-like protein
Exons: 15
Coding region: 391-2172 (593 amino acids)
Source: RefSeq, a predicted model, not a curated record
UGCUCCUCCUGGAGGUCCUGUGUCUUUAAGGCCGGAUCUUACAGCUCACACACGGCUGACUGGUGCCACGCUGCGGCGCCUGCUCAGUGCGUCUCCGCCGCCGCUGCUCGGAUCCCGGACCAGGAGCUCCUCUGUCCGUACGUCUGCUGCAGCCUGUGUGUAAGUGUGUGCGCUGUCUGAUGGUAAACCUAUGGAUUGACGGAGGGAGGCUAUUGUUGUCAGCCCGGUGGUUUGUUCUGCUGGAGCACUUUCACCGGAGAAUGCCCAGAGGAGCCGGAGCUGUGUUCCUGCACGGAUAGCGCAGAGAUACGCCCGAGAAACACGAUAUUGACAUGAAGAAAGACAUUGAGACUCUAAUAGCAGAGGAACGUGCUGAUAUCAUCUUGAAAUAUGCUACGGAUGAAGAGUUCACACGUGGUUGAUUCUGUGGUUAAAGAAACCAACAGACACACUGAGAAGGACGAAAGCGUGAAUUCAAAUGGCAGGCAGGGCGGGGUGGAGAUCGACCCCUGGGAAGAUGCUGAUUACAGUAUCUACAAAGUCAUCGACCGCUUCGGCUUCAUGCAUGAGGACGAGCUGCCAGCCCCGACUGCACAUGAGGAAAAGCGGAAGCAGCUGGAGAUAGAGAGAGCGGAGAAGUGGCUGAAGAUGGUAAAGAAGUGGGAUAAAUACAAGAAUAGCAACAGGAUGGUGAAGCGGGUGUACAAGGGCAUUCCUCUGCAGCUCAGGGGCCGGGCCUGGGCACUGAUGCUGGACGUGGAGAGGGCUAAGAAAGAGAACGAGGGCAAAUAUGAGAAAAUGAAGGAGCAGGCCAGACUGUACUCAUCUGAGAUCAAACAGAUCGACCUGGACAUCAACAGGACCUUUCGAAACCAUAUCAUGUUCAUGGAACGCUUUGGAGUCAAGCAGCAGUCUCUUUUCCACGUUCUUUCUGCGUAUUCAGUCUACAACACAGAGGUGAGCUACUGCCAGGGGAUGAGUCAGAUCGCCGCCCUGCUGCUGAUGUACAUGAACGAGGAAGACGCCUUCUGGGCCCUGUCACAGCUGCUGACCAAUCAGAGACACGCCAUGCACGGAUUUUUUGUUCCCGGGUUCCCCAAACUUCAGAGAUUCCAGGCACAUCAUGAUCAAAUUAUUUCUAAACUCAUCCCCAAGCUGAAGAAACAUCUGGACAGAGAGCAGAUGUCUGCAGGGAUUUACAGCACUAAAUGGUUCCUACAGUGUUUCAUUGACAGGACGCCGUUCACGCUGACCCUUCGCCUGUGGGACAUUUUCAUCCUGGAGGGAGAGAGGCUCCUCACCGCCAUGUCUUACACCAUCCUGAAGAUACACAAGAAGCGUCUGCUGAACAUGUCUCUGGAGGAGCUCAGAGAGUUCCUCCAGGAGCGGAUCGCUCAGACUUUCUUCUACAGCGACGACGUCAUCAUCGAGCAGCUCCAGGCCUCCAUGACUGAACUGAAGAAGAUGAAGCUGGACCUUCCUCCUCCGGGGAAGCCUGAGGAGUUGCCUCGUAAGCCUCUGGGUCAGGAGCUGCCGGUGCUGUUGAGUCCAGUCCAGCCCUCCAGAGGGAAGCCGUCCUCCGCCAGCGGGUUGCCGAAAGCAGGCCUGAGCCUCCACAUCAUCUCCCACCAGCCUGACUCCAUAUCCCCAGACCAGAGCCCCUCCAAGGACCCCAGGGAUCUCGAUGCUGUGGAAGAGGAGGAGGCCCCUCUGCCUUCCCCGGACCCCAUCAUCAUCCACAGCCAGGCCCCGCUCACCCCCGACGGCUCCCCGCUGAUGGGACCGCCCCCUUACCGGCCCCCAGGGAGUCGAGCAGUGGUCACAGCGGCUCACCCCUCACCUCCAGAUCAGGUGAGGGGUGAAAUGCAACCACAGAUCGCAGAUGCACUCUCGCCAGCCCCCACAGACGACUCGUCUGUGGCCGCUCGCUCGGCUGUCAACACCGACCGGUCCUCUUGCAAGGUCCCGCGGACUCUUUCGGCUCCCGUAGCCCAGGUGGCCUCGCCGGCUUCGGGCCUGGCUCAGUCUGAGAGUCUGUCAGCAGCAGAGAGGGCUGAGGACAGUUACCUGGUCCAGCUGCUGGAGCAGGCCUCAGCUCUGUCCACCAACAGCAACCUGAACCAGGACUCCAGCGAGGCAUCAGAGGAAACACAGGCUCCAGACAUUUCAUGAGAUGAGCACCAAUUUAUUGAUUGUGUUCCCUCUCCAUUUAUUGGAUUAUGUGUCCAUGGCAUGAAUUGGCUCAGCCUUCUUCACCUGUUUGGCAUAAAAGGUUCUGUAAAGGUCAAGGUUUAGGCAGUUAAAACAGUUUGGUGGAUGAGGUUACCCUUAAUGUUUUGGUGAAGAACUACGGAAGUACGAUUUAUGAGUCAGAUGAUCAAUGUCAAGCAAUAAUUGCUUAAAAAUGUGUUAUCAAUUUCAGGACCAAUGUUAAUUUUGGGAAUCUAAAUUUGUCAAUUUUUAAGAGAUAAAGUUACUAACUAACUAACUAACUUUAACUUUCUAACGUUUUGUAAUGACUCUAUACACUAGGCGUGACAGUGUGACUGUCGUCCAGGUCAUCAGAUAUGUAGUUGGAGGUCAAAGGCAGGUGGACUUGCUGUUUGGUCCUGAACAGCGGGACAGUUAGAGUUAAAGAUAGGACUAAAACCAGUGCUACCUCUGAGGAGGACAUGGAGAGGGACGACUCCUGGGAGAGGGUGUGACGCUGGUGUGUGAUGAAAUAAGGAAUUUAUCUCCGUGUUUUUAGGCUUUAUUUGUAAAGACAAAGGUUGUGUGUGCAAAAAUAUGAAGACAAAUUUACAGAUAUACAUAUCUUUAAUCUCAUAACGAUAUUUAACAAUAAUAGUGGGCUGUGAGUAAACAUUGGCAAUGGUAUUUGACUCAGCUACGUGAAAUUAGCCAAGCCAGCCCUAUCCAACCACUUUGGUUUAUAAUACCUACAGUGCUGCAUCUUGCCUAUAUUGUGCAGUAUUUUCCACGCAACAACAAUGUUGCAAACCCACAGUGGUUUCCGCUGGGACAGCACGGGUUCUUUGCGUCCCGCUCAAGUUCAGUCACAAAAAUUACUCAAAGACAACAGUGUCUUCCAAUGAACAGGUUCAAAUUACAAAUUUGGCCAUUCUGUUUUUAAUCUGUCUCUCACAAAUCCCCAAACUUCAGUGGAAUUAAAGUGGAAUACUACCUUGUGCAAACUAGAUGAAUGUGGUUUUAAUUGCAGAGAAAUUACAAGUAUUGUUACAUUUUUAAAAUUAAAAUGGAAAUUAUUAUCUAAUUACUUUAACUAAAUGCUUUUAACACUAGGUAAAACCCCAAUCUGUGCAGAACAGCCGAACCUUCCACGACACUUCGAUGUCUACAACUGUGUGUUUCUACAGAUUUCACAAUUUAAUCUUUCAAACACACUUCUCUCACUCUUCGUGCACGGGGGAAAUAUUAUUUGCAUUGUGCUCAUUUCCCAGAAUUUGAGAUACCUGGCUCUCACAGGAGGCACAGCUACACUGACUGACUGUCAAGACACCUUACAGGACUCUGGAGCAUUCGAGACCACGUCCACACCGUUUCCUGUUUGGCUGAAAAAGUCUGAUUUACCCGGAAAGUCACUUUGAAGGAAUCAGAAAGCAUACAGAAGUCUCCGAGGCAUUGCCCUUUACAAUAAAAUAACAUUUUUUGUAGUUUUGUAACGUUUCGUCAGCCUUUGUAAAAUGUUUGCUAGCAGAGUUACAGUUUUAUUUUUGUAUGAAUGUCUCGAUGCCUUAUUUGGAUCAGCUUCAGUUCUGUGGACGUGGUUGAUGUUAAACUCUGCACAACAACAGAGGAAGUGAGGUCAUUUGACACAACACGAGGACAAACUUUCAGGUGAAGCCUCUGACAUGGUGAGCUGGCUCACUGUUACGAUUGUACACAUUGAAACCUAUUGAGCUCAUUUUAAAUAAGUGGUUUUCUAGCUCAGUAAUUUAUUGUUUCAUCCUCUUAAGAAAGGCAUCCAAGUCAUUUAACCGCUCUUGUGCUCAUCCUUUUCAAGAAUUGGAAUAUUUGCUGCAUUUCCAUUGAGCUCCUCGAACGGUGAAAAUAGGCUUUGUUAUUUAAUCUUACAGAAGAGGAUCUGGAUUUAGAUGUUUCAGAUUUUGUUAACAUUGUGCGUAGAAAUGUACAGUAUUGUAGAACUAGGUAAGAAGAGUUACAACCAGUUUUCCCAUCUGAUGGUAGGAAAAACCAUUUCUUCAGCUCUGGGCUUAGAAAUAGUAAAAGGCUGACACCUUGUGGUUGCUUUAGGUUAAGAUCCAGCCCAGAGGAGCAGCAAUGUUGUAGUAAGAGUUUUGAACAUUUAGAAUUCAUCCAAAUGGCAACAAAUCAGAAAUAUAAAAAAAAAAAUCUUGCAAUUUAAUGCCAUUAUUUUGAAUUAUGUGAAUAUGUCCAGGCUUUAUAUGACAUUUGACUGUAUUUCAAUGCUAAAGCUCCAGCUAAUCUAAACAUGUUUUGAAUAAUUGUGUAUCAAAGUUUCCACAGUUGACCCAAGUUGCCGGUAGUUUUCUUCAGUGUUUCUCUGAACGAGAUGAAGUUAUAGUAGUAUGACAUUGUUAAACACUUCAGGUCAGUGGAGGUAAAACAAAGUGUUUCAUUCUUGGCUACAGAUUUGUUGUAGCCUACAUUGAAAUCUGCUGCACUUUUUUGUUAGGAGUUGGAAGAAACUGUUGACACCCUGGAGCUGAAACAAUACAACUUUUAUCUUUCUUGA